ACUUCCGGUCACUCGGGUGUAAGUCAUCAGGAGGCGGAAGCGCAGCGGCGGCGGGAAGGUGGAAGAACGCCGCAUUGAGUUCGGUUUACCGGUCUUUACGUGGUCGCGCUCCCUUGGAGAACGUGACCAGAAGGCGAGGCGGUCCCGGGCUCUCUAGCCUCGCGGUGAUUGUAAAGUGCAGACCACUUGCCACAGAACAUAGUUGAAACAGAAAAUAGGAAGAUGGCAGCAAACCCUUCAGGACAAGGUUUUCAAAACAAAAAUAGAGUUGCAAUCUUGGCAGAACUGGACAAAGAAAAAAGAAAAUUACUAAUGCAGAACCAAUCUUCAACAAAUCAUCCUGGAGCUAGCAUUGCGCUCUCGAGACCCUCUCUUAACAAGGACUUCCGGGACCACGCUGAGCAGCAGCACAUUGCAGCCCAGCAGAAGGCGGCUUUGCAGCAUGCACAUGCACAUUCAUCUGGAUACUUCAUAACUCAAGAUUCUGCAUUUGGGAAUCUUAUUCUUCCUGUUUUACCUCGCCUUGACCCAGAAUGAAGACAAUAUUUGUAACAAAAGUAACUUUGUAAUAUCAAAUGCCAAAGCUACUAUCAGUCAGUGCUAUACAAACUGUGACUU
This is a messenger RNA of Physeter macrocephalus (sperm whale), 618 nucleotides long. RefSeq names its product INTS3 and NABP interacting protein (gene INIP). The record is from RefSeq and is a predicted model, not a curated record. Lineage: Eukaryota; Metazoa; Chordata; Mammalia; Artiodactyla; Physeteridae. Gene Ontology annotation, cellular component: nucleoplasm; nucleus; SOSS complex. The coding region runs from base 223 to 537 and encodes 104 amino acids. The transcript is spliced from 5 exons. Gene Ontology annotation, biological process: DNA repair.